Messenger RNA from Erigeron canadensis, 2316 nucleotides. Its product is annotated as ATP-dependent DNA helicase PIF1-like. NCBI's taxonomy places the organism in Eukaryota, Viridiplantae, Streptophyta, Magnoliopsida, Asterales, Asteraceae. The record is from RefSeq and is a predicted model, not a curated record. Bases 1 to 2316 code for a protein of 771 amino acids. Gene Ontology annotation, biological process: DNA repair; telomere maintenance. Gene Ontology annotation, molecular function: DNA helicase activity. The transcript has a single exon.
AUGCAUUAUCGUUCAAUCGCGGUCGAGAGGCUUCCCUUUCAUUUAGAAGGAGAGAACAAAGUUUGUUUUAGAGGUAAUGAAAGUGUGGAAAGUGUUGCUUCGAGAGAAAAUUCUGCAAAGUCUAAAUUUACAGAAUGGAUGACUGCAAAUCAAAUAUGGCCAGAAGGCCGUCAUCUAACUUAUCCUGAGUAUCCAACGAAGUUCACAUGGCAUCAACAAGACAUGGCAUGGAAGCCACGAGGUGGUGGUAAGUCUGUUGGUCGUCUUUAUUAUGUCACUCCUUCAAUGGGACAGAAGUACUAUCUUAGGAUGUUACUAAAUGUCGUACGUGGGGCUCAAAGCUUCAAAGAUAUCCUUACUGUGGAUGGUGUAGAGCAAGACUCUUUCAUGUCAGCGUGCAAGGCUUUGCAUUUGCUAGGAGAUGACACUGAAUGGAUCCAAUCAAUAAAAGAUGCAUCCCAAUGGAAGUUGGGAAAUCAGCUCCGGGAGCUUUUUGUGACCAUAUUAUUGUUUUGUACCGUUGCUGAUCAUGCCAAGUUCUUCAGAGAAAGUCUUCCUUAUCUUUCUGAAGAUGUUUUGUACAAUCAGCGAUUACGGUUACAGAAUCAAAAAGUCAUCUUUACUGAUGAGGAGAUUGAAAAUUUCACCCUCCAAAAGAUAGAGACAAUAUUAAAUGCUAAUAAUAGGUCGUUGAGCGAUUUUCCAGGCCUUCCUCAAGUUAACCCUGAACUGAUUCAAUUCGGAAGAAACAAACUGAUAGCCGAUGAAAGGAGGUACAUGGUCCACGAAGAAAGGGAUUUAUGGCCCACUUUGUAUAGUGGAUUAAAUACAUCGCAAAAGGAAGUGUAUGAUAACAUCAUGCUAUCUGUAGAUGCCCAAAAUGGGGGCCUUUUUUUUGUUUAUGGAAGUGGUGGUACCGGUAAAACCUAUUUGUGGAGAACAAUUAUAGCCCGGAUACGCUCCCUUGGGAAAAUUGUAUUAUCUGUUGCAUCUUCUGGUAUUGCAUCAUUGUUGUUACCAGGCGGCCGAACAUCACAUUCAAGAUUUCGUAUACCUGUAGAAAUUGACAACGAAUCGUGUUGUGGAAUUGAUGUCACUUCAGAUCUUGCUGAGUUAAUACGAGUGUCAGAACUAAUCAUUUGGGACGAGGCUCCUUUACAACAUAGGCAUGCUUUUGAAGCUGUUGAUAGAACUUUUCGAGAUAUUUGUAAGUUGGAUAAACCCAUUGCUGAAACCCAAGUGUUUGGUGGAAAAGUUAUGGUCCUUGGCGGUGACUUUAGACAAAUUUUACCGGUCAUCAAAAAUGCACGGAGGGGUGAUGUUGUUGCUGCAUCUGUAAACAAGUCAGCUGCCAUAUGGGGUAGUUGUAGAGUAUUUGUUUUAUCUGUAAACAUGAGGCUUCGUGAUCCAUCGCUUGAUGUUGCAGAUGUGGAUCAAAUGAUGUGUUUUAACAAAUGGAUUUUAGACAUGGGGGAUGGUACUCUUCCUGCUAUCAAACUUGCUCAUGAAGACGAUGCUACAUGGAUUACCAUUCCAGAUGACCUGCUAAUUUCCAUAUCAGAUAACCCUACCACUGCUAUUGUGUCAAGUACAUACCCUGAUCUUUCAAACAGAAUCAACAAUAUUGAGUACUUGAAAGAGCGGUGCAUCCUCUGUCCAACUAAUGAUGUCGUUGAUCAAAUUAAUUCUCAUGUACUUGAAACCAUGCCAUCUGAUUUGGUGGAAUUGUAUAGUGCGGAUGAGAUAUGUCCCACCACAGAAAACUUGGAAGAAAUGCAGAUCAUGUACCCGCCUGAAUUUCUUAAUACGUUGAGAUUUUCAGGGGUUCCAAACCAUAAACUUGAGUUAAAGGUCGGUGCCCCAAUCAUAUUAUUACGUAAUAUAAAUCUGCAACGUGGUCUUUGCAAUGGUACACGUCUGGUGGUAACUCAGAUUAGUCGUUUGGUUAUUGAGGCUACUAUAAUUACCGGGAGGAAUAUUGGUGAAAAAACAUUAAUCGGAAGGAUUGACAUGACUCCAACUGAUUCAUCAUGGCCAUUUCGAUUUAAGAGAAGACAAUUUCUUGUAAAGGUUUGCUUCGCCAUGACGAUCAACAAAAGUCAAGGCCAAACUUUUAAUCAUGUUUGUGCAUACCUUCCAAAACCGGUAUUUACACAUGGGCAGCUUUAUGUUGUUGCGUCACGAAUAACCUCUAGAGCAGGUCUUCGAUUUUAUAUUGAUAAUGGAGGGGUGUGUGCUAAUAAUCUUACUCGAAAUAUUGUCUACAAAGAAGUGUUUUAUAAUUUGCCUAGAGGUAUUGGUAACGAUACACAUUAG